Messenger RNA from Exophiala xenobiotica, 1439 nucleotides. RefSeq lists its product as uncharacterized. The transcript is spliced from 2 exons. The record is from RefSeq and is a predicted model, not a curated record. NCBI's taxonomy places the organism in Eukaryota, Fungi, Ascomycota, Eurotiomycetes, Chaetothyriales, Herpotrichiellaceae. The coding region runs from base 391 to 1296 and encodes 301 amino acids.
AUCGCUUUCCUUGUCUUCCACGGCUUUGACUCGAGCCGAAGACGUCCCUAAGUCAGCGCCUAUGCUGUGUCGCUCGUACUGCUCUUUGCCGCUUUUGAGUCAUGUUGCGGUAAGCCCGUAGCAGUCUUGUUGACUCCCGGGGCAAGCGUUCGUACGUACGAGGGUCAACUUAUUGGUUGCUUCAUCUCCGCCACAGACCAACGACCGUAAGCCUGGGAUUUAUCAUGAUGCCUGUUUCCAGCGAUGGCCAGUCACCCCUUUGUAUUUAAGCCAUCCUGAAUUCUAUCUUCUGCCGAAUUGAUUGUCCGUGCAAUAGAACAAGCCUAAUCUUCCUUUGACAACCAAAUCAACCAACUCAAUUCUAUACAAAAGUAACCAGACAGAUCAGAAAUGGCUUUCCAAAGUCUCCUUCCACCAACAGCCAAACGACCCAAGUCACAAAUGCGUUGGCCUGGUCCAUCCAAACAAUUAUUCCACGCGGUUCGACAGUCGUGUUCCAUCUCGACAUGGCUUCUACUUGGAGCCCUUCUGCAAUCCCUCGUGGUCUUCAUCAUUCCGCGCUUCUAUGCCAUGCUCCCAUCCAUCCUGAUCCUUGGCGCACGCCUCGCCGACACACUGGCGAUCACAUGGGGUUGGAAGAAGAACCCCUAUCUCGAGGGAGCCUUUUUACACAGAACAUCACCGCAAAUCCCCGAUGAGGACGGCAACUUCCAUGCCGAACCGUCGUCCGAAAAGGUCGUGGUCUUCAUGCUGGGCUUCAAGUCCAACCACCCCCUGGGCAUCUUCGCCCCGCACGUCAAAGAGGUCGGCGACUCCUUCACCCACAUGAUCAGCGAGUUGGAAAAGGCCGGGCCGGACUCAGGAUACUAUGGCGGCUCGGCAUGGACAAGCCAGGACAAGAACGGUGCCACGGAGAACUUGAUCCUCUCAUACUGGCGGUCGACGGAGGAUGUGCACCGGUACGCAUACAGUCCCCUGCACCGGGAGACCUGGGACUGGUGGAACAAGCACAUCAAAGAGGUCGACCAUAUCGGGAUCAACCAUGAGAUCUUCGAGGUCGAGAAGAAGCAUUGGGAGGCGAUCUAUGUGAAUUUCCAGCCCACAUUGCUUGGCGCCACGACGUAUCUGAGAAAAGGGGACAAGCUGAUCGGUGGCACGGUCGAGGAUCAAUGGAUCUCGCCACUGGUUGAUGCACGCAGGGGAAAGUUAAGGAGCAGUGCGGGAAGACUGGGACGGGACCCUAGGGAAUUGUAUGAGCAGUUUGAGGUCAAGGAGGAGCAGGUCAUGUAUCCGUGAGCGAAUGGGCUCGUGGUGAAAGGAGUCAAGGAUGAACUGAAGCGUAGAAAUUUAUGGUUGUGCGUAGCGGCAUUCAGGUGGGCAUGGUAAAUAUGGACUGAUGGCUGUACACAGCAUGUUAACAUCGCGAUGAGACGAGAUAG